Rosa rugosa (rugosa rose) is the source of this 3418-nucleotide messenger RNA. RefSeq lists its product as uncharacterized. The transcript is spliced from 2 exons. Bases 2023 to 3408 code for a protein of 461 amino acids. Lineage: Eukaryota; Viridiplantae; Streptophyta; Magnoliopsida; Rosales; Rosaceae. The record is from RefSeq and is a predicted model, not a curated record.
GAAGUUCCGCUGGCGGAGUUUCGCUCAGCGGAGACCGUCACUUGGAGAAGACAAGUGAGAAGUUCCGCUGGCGGGGUUUCGCUCAGCGGAGACUCACUUGGAGAAGGGCGUACCCUGGAUUGCUUUCGUGAUACGCCUUGACACGUGGCAAAUAACUAGAGGGUUAGCGUGUGGAGACGCGUCUCCUUAGUCCGGCCGUCUUCUCGUCAUUAAUGCGAGUAAUGAUGGAUUUCGUAACCGAGGCGACGCCUCGGUUAACCCGGAGGGUUAGUGCGGACAGGGGACACGUGUACGGCUGGGGUGUGAUGUUGUUUUCUAGCGGACGACCCAAAAGCCUCUGACGUUGACAUAAAAGGGGGGGAACGUAUUGAGAAGGGAGAUCAGAAAAUCCAUUCGAACUGUUUGUCGUCUUCAAGCUCUGCCCAGCCGAGAUUUGCAGAGAGUGCCGUGCGUUGGUGGAGUUCUCGUGGUCGGAGAGACGAAAAUUUCCGUCGUCGGGGCACAGCGAGUACCAGCACGCCAGAGAGUUCACGACUGAGGUGAGUGUUCUGGUUAUCCUUCUCUUUGGUUUCGUGUUUUUGUCGAUUUAUGGGAUUGGUGUUUGUGUCUGGGAUUGGUGUUUGAACUGGGUUUCUUGAUGUUCGUCGGGGGUGUAAGAUGAAAUUUGAGGGUAGGGGACGGUGUUUAACAGAGAGUUGUCAGUUAGGGUUUUGCUAGAUGGUUGAAUCUGGGUUGAGGGGGGUUUGUUCAUAUUUUGGUAUUUUCUGGGUAGCUGUUCGUGGUGUUUCUGUGCUAUACCUGAUAUAGGGAUAGGUUAGAUUCUUCUGUGGGCUAACUGAUUUGGGUUUUAGGGUUUUGGGAUGGCCAACGUCGUAGAGAUCUCGAGCAGUGAGGACUCCGGGUCUGACGUGUCAAUCAGUGCGGCGGAUAGGGUUUUUAUUGACUCGUUGCGUCCGUCUGCCCGUGCAGGAACCUCACUGCCAGAGCCGUUAGACAUCGAGCCGCUGCAAACCAUACCCUGGGAAGUUGUCAUGGGCCGUACGUCGCGUCCGGAGAGUUCUAGGGCGGGUGAGGAAGCUGCGGCGCGGGAGAGGAGUGAGGAGCGGCUAGCAAGUAAUAGUGCCGCCAGUGGUUCUGCUGACGGGGGAAACGUGACGGGGGAGGAAACGGAAUCGGCGUGGGUGCUCCCGGAUGGGACCCCCGUCGACGAGGCGGGAGGGCGGAUGACUGCCGCCGCGGUCAAUCGGAUGAAACGGACAUACCGGCUGCCGGGAGUUGUGAAACUGCGUCAACCGACUGCGGACGAGAAGGCCUCAAUCCUUCCAGCGGGGUUCGCCGCCGUUCACGAGGCAAUAUUCCGCCAAGGAGUGACGUUGCCGCUAGUGCCCAACCUUCAGAUCCUGGUGUGUGAGUUCGGCGUCGCUUUUGGGCAGAUCUGUCCCAACAUGUGGCGGUUGAUGCUGGCGAUGAACUCCUUGUGGCGGCUAUCCGGGUGCGAGGGGCCGACGGUGGCGGAGGUUUUGCAUUUCUACGAACUGGUGUACGUUAAACGCCAAGGUUGUAGGGGGCAAGUAAAUUUGAGCCGCCGGCAGGGAGCGCCCAAGCUGAUAGAGAAUUUGAGGAAUUCGAUGUCCUACUGGCGGGGGACGUUUUGCGUGGCAACGACGGGGUGGGAGUAUCAAGCGGAAUCCAACCAGGGGGAGCCGACGUUUUAGAUUAAGUCGGAGUUUCAGCCAAUCCGAGGUUGUCCGUCGAUCUCCGCUGAACAUAGUUGGCGGUUUAUGGUAUACAUGUUGCAAUCGUUUGACUGACACCUUCUGUUGUUUUACAGCGGGCCUGCGCUACAAUCUGACGCGUGAGGAAGAGUGCCGGGUUGCGCGCAUCAAAGGUUGUUGGAAGAACCGCAAUUUGCUGGACUUCCGUCUCCUCACCGGCUGGGAGCUGUUGGUCAAUCAGCAGCUAACGCGCGCCAUUGAGACUCCGCCAGGCAACAAAGCGAGCCGUGACGCCUUUGACAAAGCCAUGGACCGUGCGGAGAUAGACAACUUCCUGGAGACAAUGUAUGCUUCAGGCGAGGCGGCCCAGAUGACAGUUGUGAACCCGGAGACGCUGGAGGUGAGCGCAUCCGAGGUUCCGGUGACGCUGCCCAUGCCGCACCACUCGCACCUAGGGGCCGACGGUCUGCCCAGCGUGCAGGCGGAUGGACAAGCGGGCGGGGGGAAAAAGGGAUCCUCUUCCGGGCCGCAGAAGGAAAGAGUGGUUGCCACUCGACGUGGGCCACAGAGAGAAAAGGUCGUGGCGCCAGUGGGGGCUGCCGCUACCGCGGUGGGGAGACAACCGCCGAAGGGGACCGGGGCCGCGCCCCCUGGAGAUACCCGGUCGAUCCUGCGGAGGCGGCGCCAGUGUGAUUCGGCCGGGGAGGAGGAUGAUGACGAGACCCUCGAGGUCCACAGGCAGAAGAGGAGCCGACAAGACCCGUCGAAGGCUCCUGUGAGGGCCGGGAGAGAGAUGCCCGUGAGCGAUCUGGACUCUUUCGCCGCCUUCACCGAGUUCAUGACGGACAGUGAGCGGGAGUUUCUCUAUCACCUGUGCGAGCGGUUGUCGUUCGGCGGUCUGGCAGGGAUGACGCGGCCAACGGCGAUCGAGCAGUCGCCCUUUAGCUCAGCCUUUGGGCAUCUGGCGGUUGGGCUGAACGAAAUGUUCUUGGCGGCCUCCAAGCAACCUCGAAUUGAGGGACAGCUCCGGGAGGAGGUUAAGAGGCUUGAGAGGGAGCUGGCGGAGGCCAAGGACAGGCUGGCGGACGUGGAGCGACGCCUGAUGAAGGCAGACUGUGACGGGGCGGACGCUCGAGGCAAGUUAGACGUCGCCAUCCAGCGGGACAUAGAACGAAAUGAUCAAGUCUCCCAGCUGGAGCAAGACAAGGCCUUGCUGCAAGAGCGUGUGACCGCCAAGGAGAAGAAAAUUGACAUCCUGCAGCGGGAGUCUGCCGCCAGGCAAGGGGAAGUGAAGAGACUGGAGGGUGAGUUGACCCGGCUGAGGGAUGACGGAAGCCGAGCCGCCGCCGCCGCUGUGGAGAGUUUCAAGCAGUCGGCGGAAUACAAAAACGCGCUGACUGAAGCGGCGAAGGCCGGUGCCCUGGCGAAUGUCGAGAUGUUGCGAGCGAAGGGUGCCAUUGAUUGGGCCAAGGCGUCCCUGCCCAAGGCGCCGCAAGCAAAAAAUGCAGCGCCGACGAAGAGACCCCCGCCAGUACCCAGUCCCCCAGCAGGAGGUGGCAGCUCAGGCAGUGGGUAUCAGACUCCGGCGGAUGGGACCAUUGAGACGCCAAGUCCUACCGCUCGAGGGACUGACCGAGCAAGCUGCGAACAGCCGUCGCAGGUUGAAGUAGGCGACGCCGAGGCCAACCCCUGACAUGCCGGAC